Messenger RNA from Paramormyrops kingsleyae, 497 nucleotides. The record is from RefSeq and is a predicted model, not a curated record. NCBI's taxonomy places the organism in Eukaryota, Metazoa, Chordata, Actinopteri, Osteoglossiformes, Mormyridae.
GUGAGAUCGCGAUCCGCGUGUUCCGGGCCUGCACAGAGCUGGGCAUCCGCACUGUGGCGGUCUACUCAGAGCAAGACACGGGCCAGAUACACCGGCAGAAGGCGGACGAGGCCUACCUCAUCGGCAGAGGCCUGCCACCCGUGGCCGCCUACCUGCACAUCCCCGACAUCAUCAAGGUCGCUAAGGAGAACCACGUGGACGCCAUCCACCCCGGGUACGGCUUCCUGUCCGAGCGCUGGGACUUUGCGCAGGCGUGCGCGGACGCCGGCGUGCGCUUCAUCGGCCCGCCCCCCGACAUCGUGCGCAAGAUGGGCGACAAGAUCGAGGCCCGAGCCAUCGCCAUCGGCGCCGGAGUGCCGGUGGUCCCGGGGACGGAGAGCCCCAUCUCCUCGCUGCAGGAGGCUCAGGAGUUUGCCAACAGCUACGGAUUCCCCAUCAUCUUCAAAGCGGCAUACGGGGGUGGGGGCCGAGGCAUGCGGGUUGUGAGAGAGUACGAG